This is a messenger RNA of Daucus carota subsp. sativus, 4389 nucleotides long. RefSeq lists its product as uncharacterized. The transcript has 19 exons. Gene Ontology annotation, biological process: spindle organization; mitotic cell cycle; establishment of meiotic spindle localization. The record is from RefSeq and is a predicted model, not a curated record. Gene Ontology annotation, cellular component: spindle pole. Gene Ontology annotation, molecular function: calmodulin binding. The coding region runs from base 167 to 4198 and encodes 1343 amino acids. Lineage: Eukaryota; Viridiplantae; Streptophyta; Magnoliopsida; Apiales; Apiaceae.
GAGUAACCCGACCACUGCUUUUUAUCACCCCACAAAACAACCGCCACUUUCAAAUUUCAAACCACAUCACACAUACAUUUCAAAACCCUAGCAAAUCACAAAUCACAAAUCACUACUCUCUUCUUCUUCUCCAAUCACAGAGAGAGAUAGAGAGAGAUAGAGAGAGAUGGAAGCACAGGAAAAGCAAAUGCACAGUCAGUUCUCCUCACCACUCCCAAACCGCACAUCUUCAAUCUUCAAGGACAUCUCCAAUUUCAAAACCCCCAAAUCCACUUUCUCCAAAACCCUAACUCAACCCUCCCCCAAACACUUCUUCACCGCCUCCAAACAAACCCCCAAAACCACCACCACUCUCCGUCGCCCCCGCCCUUCCCUCGCUCCCCCCUCCCAUUCCAAACUCGCCGCCUCUCGCAGACUCAAAGCCUUCGAGAUCGAACAAUCUAAGUCAGCGCGAAAGGCGCAGAUCGCCAAAGAGAAUUCACUGAAAUCACUCACUUCUUCGCUCUCUGCUUGGCUUAAUUUCUUGUUUGAGAAUCCUAGGGCUUGUGGCUGUGACAUUGCUAGGUUGACUGGUCAGGAUGAGGGCUCUGAGGUUGCGGCUUCGAGGAAUGGGAAGAGAGAUAGUGUGGAGAAUGGGGAGGUUGUGUUUGAUAGGAUGUGGAGAGGACCGAAGCGUGUGAAAGAUGAGGUGUGGUGUAAUCGAGAUGGGGGAGAGACUACAUUGUUUAGUCACUCGAUGUUUUCGGAAUUGAGGGAGUCUUUGAAGGAGGUCUGUAGCUUCGAUGAUUUGAAAGAUCGGAUGGGGGUUUAUUUGAGUUUGGGGAGUUGCAAGGAGAUUUUUGAUGUGAUGACACGCGUGACAAAGAAUAUUGAUAGUGGAAGAAUCAAAAUGAAGUCGAAUUGCUCCAUAGUAACUGAUGUUGGUAUGAAGCAAAGAGCUAUGAGAGUCUUGAUGUGUUAUAAUCCUAUCUGGCUACGAAUAGGGUUAUACAUUAUAUUUGGAGGUAAUACUUUGUUACCUAAUGGAGACGUCAGUUCGGAGCAUGAAAUAUCUUUCUUAAAGAUGGUUAUUGAGAAGCAGUUUUUCUCACAUGCUGGUCUAGCUGAAUUCUAUGUCUAUAACAAGUUGGUCGCUGGUUUGUAUAGGCCAGGUUACUUUGAGAAAUUGGGGGGUAUUAUCUUAAAGAGGUUUCUGUUACUAGUUUUAAUACUUGACAGAGCUAAGUGUCAAAGCAGUCUUCCUAUAAAUCAUGGCAUUGAUGGGUUAGAUGGCGGUUCUCCUUUACUAUUCACUUUACAAUCGACUGUUAAAUCAAGUCAGCAAAUGAUCCAAGACUUUUUAACUUCGGAUGUGAUGCAUGGGGAAGGCAAUCUUCUUGCACACCUAGUGAUUGUGGGGUUCAAAGUAUUUUAUGUGCAGAGUCCUCUCAGUGAGUACGAUUUUAGAGUAACUAAUCUUUUCGAAGAUCUUCAAGAUGGAGUGCGCCUGUGCAGAGCAGUUCAGCUCUUGCAGCAUGACUCUUCUAUCCUCACGAAACUGGUGUUUUCAUCAGACACUCGUAAAAAGAAUUUAACCAACUGUGGCAUUGCGUUUCAACAUUUAAAGCAAGUUGGUGUUGCAUUAUAUGAUGAAGACGGUACUGUGGUAGUUGGUGAAGACAUUGUUAAUGGUGAUAAGGAGCUCACACUUUCUUUGCUCUGGAAUGUAUUUGUUCAUUUGCAGGCUCCACUUCUUAUCAACAAAUUUCUUCUCUCGGAGGAAAUUCAUAAAAUACGUGGAGUUGGUGUGGAGCAAUCAAACACAUGCACUCCAAUGGACAUGCUUCUGCAUUGGAUCCAGGCAAUAUGUGAAAAUUACAACUGCAAGGUUGAUAACUUUGCUUCCAUUGUUGAUGGAAGAGCCAUGUGGUGCUUGAUGGAUUAUUACUUUCACAGUGAUAAUCAUUUGCCAUGUUCGUUCAAGAUUAGCAAGGAUAUGCAUGGGGAAGACAAUGGAACUGUUGCGGAAGCAUCACUUAUGUCCACAGCCAACUAUACAGAUGCAGUGCACAAUUUUCUGAUGUCGCAGAAAUUGACAACAUUACUGGGGAAGUUUCCAGAGGUUCUUCAGGUCAGUGACCUGCUUGAACAUAAUGGUGUUUGUAAUGACCGUAGUGUGAUCAUCCUGUUGGUGUUUCUAUCAUUUCAGCUGGUUGUUAAAAGGAAUACGGACCAGCUGAAUUUUCAUAAACUCCUGGGAUAUAACAGUGCAAGCGCAGGUCGGAAACAUCAUAAUAGUGGAAGAUCUACGCAAUCUGAAGCAAUAGAAAAAGUUGAAUACCAUGAUACGACUCACAAUUUCAAGGCCAUCAUGGCUUGGUGGAGAGAGAUGGCUGAAAGUAAUGAGAAGUGUAACCUACGUCCAGCUAGUCCUACAGUGGAAUGUUUUUCAGCUGCACGACCUAUUACCAAGACUCCUAGUGAAAUUCCUUCAAUUUCUUGCAUUGAACAUGAAGGGAUUGGUCUUCAAGAGAAAGCAGCAACAAGCAUUCAACUUUCUUGGAAAUCUUUUGUUUCACGUAACAAUUUCCGUCGUCAGCAUUCAGCUGCCAUUAUAAUUCAAAGAUAUUACCGUGGAUGGGUGCUGAGGAGGGGUUUUUUGAAUCAGAAACAUGCGGCAAUAACUAUUCAAAGCAUGCUUAGAUGCAUAAAGUGUUGUAGGGAUUUCCAGUGCUACAAAAUCGCCACCAAGUCGGCAAUCAUCAUCCAAUCUGUUCUACGUGGAUGGAUUGCUCGAAGACAAGCUAGUAGACGUAGAUAUAGGAUACUUAUGAUCCAAGGCCAUUGGCGUGCUUGGUUGGCACAAAAGAAGAUUUCCAAUUCUCGUAAGGUUGCUGCUACACAAAUUCAACGUUGUGUGAGGGGAUGGAUAGCUCGAAAGAGGCUUGUAGAUAAUUUUGAUGCAGGAUCUUCUUCCCUAUAUAAAACUGCUAGUUAUGGUUACAUCAGUAAAAUUGGAAGGCAUGACUUCCAGAGUCGUGAACUCAAGAUAGUCCUCCACUCUAUCCUGAAAUUGCAGCUGUGGUGGAGGCAUAACUUGUUAGCUAAAGCAAGAAUAAAUUCAGUAGUUACUAUUCAGGCUCAUGUUCGAGGGUGGAUUGUUCGGCAGGAAGCUACGCGGAAAAGGCAGUGUAUUGUGUUAAUCCAAAGUUGUUUGCGUGGCUGGCUGGGGAGAAAGAAGUUCUUCUGUUCUCACAGGACUGAUGCUGCUGUGAAAAUUCAGAGUCUUGUUAGGGGAUGGAUUUUCCGAAAGAGGCUUUUAAGGGAUUCUCUUUGUAAAACUGUGCCUGAGACUUACACUAGUGAAACAAAAAGUUGCUUCCGAAGUCCAGAGACGAAGAAGGUUGUGCGUUGUGUUUUGAAAAUACAAAAGUGGUGGAAGGGUAUUUUAUUGUUAAGGGCUAGAAAGAAAUCAAUACUUAUCGUUCAAGCUUAUGUUCGUGGGUGGCUUGUCAGGCAGGAGACUACUAGAAAAAGACGGUGCACUGUUAUUAUUCAAUCACACUGGAAAGGCUACCUAGCACGGAAGGAUUCGAAGGGACGCCUGCUUGAUCUACGCUUGAGAAUGCAAAAGUCUGCUGCAAAUGUGGAUAAUAGCAUGCGCAUUUUAAACAGACUUAUUGCUGCCCUUUCAGAACUACUGACAAUGAAAAGUGUCAGUGGCAUUCUCCAUACAUGUGAAACUCUAGAUAUGACUACAAGAUACUCACAGAAGUGCUGUGAAGAACUUGUGGCUGCUGGAGCAAUUGACACUCUGCUUAAGCUGAUCAGCUCAGUCAGCAGAAGCAUUCCUGAUCAGGAAGUAUUAAGACACUCACUUUCUACUCUAAGAAACCUUGCACGCUAUCCACAUUUGACUGAAGUACUGAUCAAUACUAGAGGGGCUGUAAAAACAAUUCUGUGGGAGUUUUUACGAAACAAAGAGGAGGGAUAUUUCAUUGCUUCUGAACUUUUGGAGAAGAUAUGCUUGAAUGGGAGAGGCAUCGAGUCUUUACUUCAACAACCAGUUCUCUUGAAGCGAUUAAGGAACCUUGUCGACGAUCUCCAAAGGAGAGCAGAUAAUGAGAAAAGGAAUCCAAGAAGUUUAGCCGGAAGAGAGCAUAACCAGAGAAGAUUAAAAGUGGCUACAGAACUCUUACGGUUGAUUGCUAGUGGUUAAGCAAACUUAGAUGUUGAAUGUUGCAAAUACAAUACUUAUUCGUUCUGUCUUCUUCAAAGCCAUUAGUCAGUUCAAAACUUCAGCUCCCAAAAUAUGAAUAUCCAGUCAGUAAGCUUGUAUAUUGAAUCAGUGUUUUAGUUUUACACUAGCAGAACUUGUACUUUUAAUGAACAUAGCUAUAUUUCUCGCCA